AUGAAUCAAGGGAGUGGAGAUGCAGCUGAGAAGAGGAGUGAACCGCCACCAUCCAAGAUCGAAGCUUUGGAUGGCUCCAACUACGAGGAAUGGAGCGGGCGGAUGCGGAGCGCCUUCAAGCGCUACAAGCUGCUGAAAAUUGCAAUGGGAGAGGAGAAGAUGCCGGGGGAAGGAGACGCCCGCGAUCGGUGGAUUGAGAAGAGCGCGGUGCUGUACGACUUGAUUCUACAGUCGGUCAACAACGACAUGUUCCAGCAUAUCAAGGAUUUGGUGGAGCUCGAUGACUCGGGACCAAAGGCGUGGAAGUUGCUACGCGACGUGGUUCAACCCAACACGCUGCCGAUGGUGAUCCUAUUGGAGAAGGAGUUGGCUGCCCUCUCCAUGCGGCCGGGAGAUGAUGUGAAGCCGGUCCUUGACAAGAUCAAGGACACCUAUGCGAGGAUAGCAGCGGCGGGCAGCGAAGUGUCGCAGAUGCAACAGUGCACCAAGAUCAUCUCGGUGCUCGACAACUCGUGGGACAACCUCAUCCCCACCCUCAACGUUCAGCAGGACAAAUGGACGCCUGAGUGGCUACGGCAGCAGAUCCUGCAGGAGGACUUCCGCAGGCGCCACACUGGAGGUGGUGCUGCCAACAAAACUGCUGAGGGGUAUGGAGCUGCAGGAGGCAGCAGAGGGAGAGGGGGAGGGAGAGGCCGAGGCCGUGGGAGAGGCUUUGGCAGAGGGAGAGGCCGAGGUGACUACAAUGAGGGGCAUGGGAGCUCUGGUGGCAGGGGGAGUACCCGAAUGGAGGGUGCGUGCUGGUACUGCAAGAAGGCUGGACACCCAUGGUUCAAGUGUUUCAGCCGGCCUGAAGGAUGGGCGCCUCCAGGCAUGAAGCCGCCAAGUGGUGAACGUGCACGAGGUGGUGCUGUGCAAGGUUCAGGUGCACAAGGUGAUGGUGCACAAGGUAAAGCCGACCCUGGUAUGUUCCUCAUGGUUGAGGACGUGCAAGGGAGUGGGGGUGAUGUGGGUUCAGUUGGGAAGGUUGUGAUGCACCCCCUCACUCACUGGGUGAUCGAUUCAAGUUGCACGAGUCACAUGACUCCACGGGCAGAUUUGCUUGAUGAGGUGAAGCCCCCUGGGAAGAUAAAGUUUGUGGCUGCCGCUUCAGGUGCCUUGCUCCCUGUGAUUGGUGUUGGGAAUGCCAAGGUUAUGGGAGCUAAUGGGGGGCUUGUGGGGCUGGGAAAUGUGCUGUUGGUUGAAGGCUUAUCCGCUAACCUCCUCUCUGUGCGCCGGCUGCAGAAAAGCAAGGCCAAAGCUACGUUCGGCCCAACCAGCUGCCGUGCAAAGCUUGGGAAGUUGCUGCUGUGGAAUCUGGAGGAGAAGAGCAGCUGCAUCAAGGACCUGUGGCAGCUGCCCAUCAUCCCUUGGAAUGGGAAACCUCCAGCAACGGCAAAGGCAGCGGCAGCGGCUAAGGCAACUACGGGAGGAGAGGAGAUUGCACCAACUGCUGGGGCCCUGGAUACAGUCAAGAAGGUGCAGCAGCCACAGCAAUCACAUGGUGAGGUGCUUGCUGGUGUGGAUGCAACGGCUGCAUGGGCAAAGGCUUCGUCUGGGAGUGGUGAGGCCGAUUGGGAGACGUGGCAUGAGAGGCUGUGCCAUGUGAACAUUCCUAUGCUGCAGAAGUUGGUAAAGGAUGGGUGCUUGAAGGGGCUGGAGGUGAAGGGGGGAGCAAAGGAGAUUGGGAGCUGCCCUACCUGCCUUGAGACCAAAUUCACGAAGUUUCCCUUCAGCAGCAGCACAGGACCAGCAAAGGCACCACUUGCACUAGUGCACAUGGAUGUGGUGGGCCCCACGAGGGCCCUUUCUCUCUCGGGCAGCCGCUACUUCUUGACAAUUGUGGACGACCACACGCGUGCGGUGUGGGUGUACCCUCUCAAGACUAAGGGGGAGGUGGCAGCGGCUGUUCUUAAGGAGUGGAUGCCGAGAGCACAAAGGGAGAGCGGACACAAGGUGAAGGUGAUCCGCACUGACAACGGAGGAGAGUUCAUCGGCGCUGAUUUUGAGAAGGAGCUGAAGCGGAAGGGGAUCCAGCAUCAGCUCACAGUGCCUUACAACCCUCAGCAGAAUGGCGUGGCUGAGCGGUUCAACCGGACCCUGCAGGAAGGUGCUCGCACUCUCCUUGGGCAUGCAGGGCUGCCGGAUCCGUUUUGGGUGACAGCACUGCGGCAGGUCGUUGUUGUGAAGAACCGGGUGCUGGCGACUGUGGGGGACAAGCAAUGGGUCCCCUACACCAAGUGGUAUGGGAGUGUGCCUGCAGUCAAGAUGCUAAGAACUUAUGGCUGUAUGGUGGUGUUUCAUGUGCCUAAGGAGAAGAGGGGAAAACUGGAAGCUUCUGGGAGAUGGGGUGUGCACUUGGGGCUUGCAAAGGAUCACAAGGGCUGGCUGAUUUGGGACUUGACCAGCCAGCAGCUGACUGUGUCGAGGGAUGUGAAGUUCCUUGAGUCCUUGUACUACAAGGAGUGGAAGCAGCAGCAGCAGAAGCUUCCUACUACACCGCUGAUCAUUGAGGCUGAUGAGGUGCAGCGGCCUUUGAGGCAAGUGCAGGUCACUGUCUCAGAGGAGGAGAUUUCUGGGGUGACUGAGGAUGGGGGAGAACCUGAGGUGGAGGAGCCGCAGCAGCAGCAGCAGCAGCAAGGUGCUCCACAAGCUGAGAAGAGGAGUGAACCGCCACCAUCCAAGAUCGAAGCUUUGGAUGGCUCCAACUACGAGGAAUGGAGCGGGCGGAUGCGGAGCGCCUUCAAGCGCUACAAGCUGCUGAAAAUUGCAAUGGGAGAGGAGAAGAUGCCGGGGGAAGGAGACGCCCGCGAUCGGUGGAUUGAGAAGAGCGCGGUGCUGUACGACUUGAUUCUGCAGUCGGUCAACAACGACAUGUUCCAGCAUAUCAAGGAUUUGGUGGAGCUCGAUGACUCGGGACCAAAGGCGUGGAAGUUGCUACGCGACGUGGUUCAACCCAACACGCUGCCGAUGGUGAUCGUAUUGGAGAAGGAGUUGGCUGCCCUCUCCAUGCGGCCGGGAGAUGAUGUGAAGCCGGUCCUUGACAAGAUCAAGGACACCUAUGCGAGGAUAGCAGCGGCGGGCAGCGAAGUGUCGCAGAUGCAACAGUGCACCAAGAUCAUCUCGGUGCUCGACAACUCGUGGGACAACCUCAUCCCCACCCUCAACGUUCAGCAGGACAAAUGGACGCCUGAGUGGCUACGGCAGCAGAUCCUGCAGGAGGACUUCCGCAGGCGCCACACUGGAGGUGGUGCUGCCAACAAAACUGCUGAGGGGUAUGGAGCUGCAGGAGGCAGCAGAGGGAGAGGGGGAGGGAGAGGCCGAGGCCGUGGGAGAGGCUUUGGCAGAGGGAGAGGCCGAGGUGACUACAAUGAGGGGCAUGGGAGCUCUGGUGGCAGGGGGAGUACCCGAAUGGAGGGUGCGUGCUGGUACUGCAAGAAGGCUGGACACCCAUGGUUCAAGUGUUUCAGCCGGCCUGAAGGAUGGGCGCCUCCAGGCAUGAAGCCGCCAAGUGGUGAACGUGCACGAGGUGGUGCUGUGCAAGGUUCAGGUGCACAAGGUGAUGGUGCACAAGGUAAAGCCGACCCUGGUAUGUUCCUCAUGGUUGAGGACGUGCAAGGGAGUGGGGGUGAUGUGGGUUCAGUUGGGAAGGUUGUGAUGCACCCCCUCACUCACUGGGUGAUCGAUUCAAGUUGCACGAGUCACAUGACUCCACGGGCAGAUUUGCUUGAUGAGGUGAAGCCCCCUGGGAAGAUAAAGUUUGUGGCUGCCGCUUCAGGUGCCUUGCUCCCUGUGAUUGGUGUUGGGAAUGCCAAGGUUAUGGGAGCUAAUGGGGGGCUUGUGGGGCUGGGAAAUGUGCUGUUGGUUGAAGGCUUAUCCGCUAACCUCCUCUCUGUGCGCCGGCUGCAGAAAAGCAAGGCCAAAGCUACGUUCGGCCCAACCAGCUGCCGUGCAAAGCUUGGGAAGUUGCUGCUGUGGAAUCUGGAGGAGAAGAGCAGCUGCAUCAAGGACCUGUGGCAGCUGCCCAUCAUCCCUUGGAAUGGGAAACCUCCAGCAACGGCAAAGGCAGCGGCAGCGGCUAAGGCAACUACGGGAGGAGAGGAGAUUGCACCAACUGCUGGGGCCCUGGAUACAGUCAAGAAGGUGCAGCAGCCACAGCAAUCACAUGGUGAGGUGCUUGCUGGUGUGGAUGCAACGGCUGCAUGGGCAAAGGCUUCGUCUGGGAGUGGUGAGGCCGAUUGGGAGACGUGGCAUGAGAGGCUGUGCCAUGUGAACAUUCCUAUGCUGCAGAAGUUGGUAAAGGAUGGGUGCUUGAAGGGGCUGGAGGUGAAGGGGGGAGCAAAGGAGAUUGGGAGCUGCCCUACCUGCCUUGAGACCAAAUUCACGAAGUUUCCCUUCAGCAGCAGCACAGGACCAGCAAAGGCACCACUUGCACUAGUGCACAUGGAUGUGGUGGGCCCCACGAGGGCCCUUUCUCUCUCGGGCAGCCGCUACUUCUUGACAAUUGUGGACGACCACACGCGUGCGGUGUGGGUGUACCCUCUCAAGACUAAGGGGGAGGUGGCAGCGGCUGUUCUUAAGGAGUGGAUGCCGAGAGCACAAAGGGAGAGCGGACACAAGGUGAAGGUGAUCCGCACUGACAACGGAGGAGAGUUCAUCGGCGCUGAUUUUGAGAAGGAGCUGAAGCGGAAGGGGAUCCAGCAUCAGCUCACAGUGCCUUACAACCCUCAGCAGAAUGGCGUGGCUGAGCGGUUCAACCGGACCCUGCAGGAAGGUGCUCGCACUCUCCUUGGGCAUGCAGGGCUGCCGGAUCCGUUUUGGGUGACAGCACUGCGGCAGGUCGUUGUUGUGAAGAACCGGGUGCUGGCGACUGUGGGGGACAAGCAAUGGGUCCCCUACACCAAGUGGUAUGGGAGUGUGCCUGCAGUCAACAUGCUGAGAACUUAUGGCUGUAUGGUGGUGUUUCAUGUGCCUAAGGAGAAGAGGGGAAAACUGGAAGCUUCUGGGAGAUGGGGUGUGCACUUGGGGCUUGCAAAGGAUCACAAGGGCUGGCUGAUUUGGGACUUGACCAGCCAGCAGCUGACUGUGUCGAGGGAUGUGAAGUUCCUUGAGUCCUUGUACUACAAGGAGUGGAAGCAGCAGCAGCAGAAGCUUCCUACUACACCGCUGAUCAUUGAGGCUGAUGAGGUGCAGCGGCCUUUGAGGCAAGUGCAGGUCACUGUCUCAGAGGAGGAGAUUUCUGGGGUGACUGAGGAUGGGGGAGAACCUGAGGUGGAGGAGCCGCAGCAGCAGCAGCAGCAGCAGCAAGGUGCUCCACAAGGUGCCGCAUGUCCGGCUGACUGUCCUAGGAGGGAUGUGCACCCUCCUAACAGGCUGACCUAUGCGAGCUAUGGCACGCAAAGUGUGGUACCGGCUGGAAGUGUGGCUGAGCAGAUGGAUGAGGAUGAGAUAGCAUAUUGCUAUGGAGCUGCAAUGAGAUGGUUUGGUGGAUAG
This is a messenger RNA of Closterium sp. NIES-65, 5529 nucleotides long. The record is from the annotation of a GenBank genome assembly. Lineage: Eukaryota; Viridiplantae; Streptophyta; Zygnematophyceae; Desmidiales; Closteriaceae.